Messenger RNA from Equus caballus (horse), 5024 nucleotides. The record is from RefSeq and is a predicted model, not a curated record. NCBI's taxonomy places the organism in Eukaryota, Metazoa, Chordata, Mammalia, Perissodactyla, Equidae.
GGACGAGGCGACUGCGCAGGGGCGGCCGGCUGGGUUCCGUGCGUGGCUCCGUGGUCACGUGACCCUCCGACCCCCGCCGUCCCGCGCACCCAUGGCGGCCGUCUGGGCCCUGAUGGCACCCAGGCUGGCGGCGGCCUCCGCGCUCGCGCCGCUCCCCGGCCUGCGGCCGCUGCCCGCCAACACUCGGACGCCCUCCCCGCGCGCAGCCCUGCACGGCUCCGCGCCGCGCCCCGGGCCCAAGGUCGCGCUGGUGCUGUCGGGAUGCGGAGUCUACGACGGCACGGAGCUCCACGAGGCCUCAGCGAUACUGGUUCACCUGAGCCGUGGCGGUGCUGAGGUCCAGAUCUUUGCUCCUGACGUCCCUCAGAUGCACGUGAUUGACCACACCAAGGGGCAGCCUGCUGAGAGUGAAACCAGGAAUGUUCUGACUGAGUCGGCAAGGAUCGCCCGCGGCAAGAUCACUGACCUGGCUAGACUCAGCGCGGCCAACCACGACGCCGCCAUCUUCCCCGGAGGCUUUGGAGCCGCCAAAAACCUGAGCACGUUCGCCAUAGACGGGAAGGACUGCAAGGUCAACAAAGACGUCGAGCGUGUCCUGAAGGAGUUCCACGAGGCCGGGAAGCCCAUCGGAACGUGGAUCCGCAGCUGUGGUGUGCCCCAUGAGAGCAGAACUCCCGCCAGGCAGCCGUCUCUCCCGUCACACGGGUCAACCAAGCACACGUUCUGUCAAACAGCCGGGUUCCGUUGGUCGGUUCCUGGACACGUGCUAAUACGAACUCAAAAGAAGCUGACGGAAGCCGUGGUGUAAACGCGGAUCCUGUGCCGCAGGAGACCCCAGCCGCUGCCGAGAUGGAAACCAGGGAGAUCCUGCGUGGGACGCCUGCCUUUGAGACAAACUGGCAGCGCCGGCUCAGACCGCACGCCCUGUGCCCGCGCUCGGCUGUCGGCAGUGCGCUGCGUGCGGAGCUAAAAGGGCGAGCUCUUUGUGAGAGCAGGGAGCGGUGGAAGGCCCGUGUUCCCUGGUGAGUGUGAGUGUGUGGAUACAUGCGUGUGAGUGUGUGUGAGUGCAUGCACGAAUGAGUGUGUGUUUGUGUGUGCGUGUUGUGAGUGAACUGACCUCCGGAGUUCAGCCUUGGGGAAUUGUUAAAUAAGAAGCAAGUAUGGAUCAGCUACAACACGGCGAAGUCCAUUCACCACUAAGGUCAAACUUCCCUGUGUAUUGAGUGAAUAGAAAGGACUUUGCUGGUCCGGAACCCGGGGCGAGAGGGAGGGCAGGUUCGUUUUGCUGGCAGGGUGUAGAAAAUAUGACUCUGUCCAGGACGGCUUGAAGAGGUGGCCAUGCAGGAGAUGUCGCCCCGCACCUGCGGGCAGCAGAGCCUCUGGCCAGCUGGGCCGUCGCGCUUUUCCUCCUGGCCUGAGCCACACCCUUGGAGGGGCGCUGGGAACAGCUGAGAAGGUGCCCCCUCUGCGUGUGCAGUUAGUGUGUGUGCUGCCCUCUCUUUGCCGUGACUUGGGCUCCCCCGGGGUCUGGCUCCCUGGCCCAGAGCAUCCUGGGCCCUCCCACCACCUCCCUCUGCACCUCGGGAGCUCAGACCAUGCGUGGUCCACAGCCAGGUUCGCUCUUAGUGGGCACGCAUGCAGGCCGGCCAGAGACGCUGGGGACAGGGGCAGGGACCACUCUAGUCUUCUCCAGAAUGUGAAAGUUGGAGCUCUGGCACCUGGUUCCUACCUGUGCCCCUGGGAAAGUGUUCUGUACUUCUGUGCCCUCAGAUGAAAGGCCGCUGGCCCAGAGAGCCCCCCUCUCCUGCCCCUUGUCCCCCCAGGUUCUCCUGGCCGGUGGUUCAGCCUCCUCCACCGCAUGAUCACCUGUGUCACAGGGCAUUAGGUGUGGAUGCAUCUCCUGUACCCACUGCCUGCGUCCCGCAUCCCGGCACAGGGAACCUGGCAUGCUGCUGCUUCUCUUCCUCCCCUCCUCCUUAGAGGUUUUAUUAAAUAACAACUGCACUUACUCGUAAAACGAAAACACAACCACAAAGGAAUCUGUAGGGCUUACAGAGAAAAGACGCUCCCAUUGCCCCCGCCUCCCGCUCCGGUGCCGGCCCACUGAGGCGCCACCUCCAGCUCCUUUGGCUGUUGUUUCCAGGGUCCCCUCUGCUAGUCUUUGUGUUUUUUUCAUCUUCAAAUACUUUUCUGUUUAACUGGAGAGGUUUGCUGCAAACUCGCACAAAAUCUGGUUGUAAUAGGCUAACAGCCCGCAGAAGUGUCCACACCCUGAUCCCUGGGACCUGGGACUGUGUUACCUUACAGGGUAAAAGGGACGUGGCCGACGGGACUGAACUAAGGAUCUGGAUCGGGGGGAUGAUCCUGGAUCGUCGGGGGGGCCCAGGGUCAUCAUUAUAAGAAGGAGGCGGGAGAGUCAGAGCCAGAGAGAGAAGACGUGAUGAUGGAGGCAGAGGCCAGAGAGGGGAGAGAUGGUACGCUGCUGGCUUUGAGGAUGGAGGGAGAGGCAUGAGCCAAGGAACGUGGUGCCUCUGGAGACUGGAGAAGGCAGGAAACAGGUCCUCCAGGAGGAAGGCAGCCUGCUGACCCCUCAUUUAGGCCACUGACAUUGACGCCGGACGUCUGACCUCCAGAACUGGGUGAUGGUUGGGACCUUUGUCCUGUUUUAAGCCACUACAUUUUGAUAAUAUAUUAGAGCAACAGUAGAAACUAAUGCACUGUCAUCAAAAUUUCCAUGAAACACGCUUAAGCAGUGUGAGAACGAAGAUAUUUGUGUAUUACAUUUAAGAAAAGCCAAAUAGAAAGAACGAUUUAAGUAGUAUCCUAAUAAACAGCUGCAAAUACAUCUUAACAAAUGGAGAGGCCUCCAUCCAGAAACUUGACGCUGAUAUUUAUGUUGCCACUUAAAAGAGUAAGAUGAUCUAUCUCCAUUUUAGUUGCAUUGUUAGGGAGGUUUCAACAUUGUGUUCUUGCUGGCAGCUGCAGCAUAAACACAUCUAUCCACGCCCUCGCAGCUGGACUCUGAGUGUCCAAGAAAAAUGGGCUCCUGCUGGCUUCUGGUGUGGCGGAACGGUCACUCAGAAACACUUGGAGACUGCGCGACGUGGGCAGCAUGGGUGGGGGGCGAGGAGAACUGAAGGAGGAGAAGCCCCCCUUUCCUUCCUGUCUGCCUUCAUGUGGUUGGGGUUGGGGGAGUCCCCAGAAAAUGAAACCAACAUGAUGCAGGGUGCUCUGCACCCCGAGUCGGGACCAUGAGGAGGCAUGGGGAGCCCUGACCCCUGGAAGAGGCGCCCAGAUCUGUAACAUUCUCAUCCUCUCUAAACCUGCAGAGGUGCUCCCCAAGGUGGGCGGGCGUCCUGCUCACACGGGGAGCGACUCCGUCAGCAGCACCAGGAGCCGAGGGUGUUCAUGCCAUGGAGCGAAGUCAACCCAAGUUCCACUGAUGGCUUUUUUUUUUUCUUGUAGAAUGUGAAAUUCCCUUGGAAUGCUGUUUUUUGUGGUGAGAUUGGGUUUAAUUGUUACCAUUCCUCCUGCUUCUUACAAGAAAAACAAAAUUAAUCCAUGGUAGCCUAGAAAAUAAAUAUGAAAAUUUCACACAGACUGUUGAGAAAGAAAAUGUCCCCAGACCAGGCCUGGGGCAGAACGUUACUUCUCGUGCUGUCCUUUAGACGCCCUUCUAGAGAGAGCCCAGCUCCUGACAAAAUGCACAUUUUGUAUGAAUUUUGAUGAGAAAUGAGAUUCUCCGCAACCGGGAGACCGUCCGCCCGCCCUAGAGCCCAAGGCCGCUCAGCCUGGUGGGAGGCCUCUGUUUACUUGUUUCAUUUUAAUUUAGUCUGACAGCGGUCAUGUAACCAUCCUUUGUUCUUUUCUGUGAAAUGUGUCUGCCAAGAAGAACGCGCGAACCGGCUUUCGUUAAAUGGACGCUCUUGCUGGCCAAAUAGAAAUGAAACUUUGCGGCGGGCUCCUGAUCCAUUCAUCGGAGAAGCAGCAUAAACACCUUAUUUCGGUCUGAGAUAAUCAAUGUCAUUUUUUUUUAUGGUGUGACAUUUUUAUUUUUAUUUUUUUUCCCCAGCUUUAUUGAGAUACAAUUGACACAGGCAUUGUAUGAGUUUAAGGUGUACACCGUGUUGAUUCGAGACAUUUAUUUAUUCUAAAAUGAUCACCCCCAUUGCGUUAGCUCACACUCCGUGACGUCACAUGAUUGGCAUUUCUUUCUUGUGAUGAGAACAUUAAGGGUCUACUCUCUUAGGCACUUUCAAGAACACAAUAGGGCAUUGUUAACUAUAGUCGCCGUGCUGUACGUUAUAGCCCAGAACUUACUCAUCUUAUAACUGGAAGUUUGUACAUUUGGACCAACGUCUCCCCAUUUCCCCUACCCACCAGCCCCUGGUAACCGCCUUUCUACCCUUGGUGUCAUUUAAUAAAAGAUUUGGACAGGGGCCAGCCUGGUGGCGCAGGUGUCAAGUCCACGCACUCCACUUCAGUGGCCUGAGGUUCAUGGGUUCGGAUCCCGGGUGUGGACCUACACACCAUUCCUCUAGCCAUGCUGUAGAAGGCAUCCCACAUAUAAAGUAGAGGAAGAUGGUCACAGAUGUUACCGCAGGGCCAGUCUUCCUCAGCAAAAAGAGGAGGAUUGGCAGCAGAUGUUAGCUCGGGGCUGAUCUUCCUCAGAUAAUCAGUAACUAAAUAAAUAAAAGGAUGCACAGCUGGGGACUCUGUUGACCAUCCACUAAGGCACCCCUCUGACGCGUUAGGGGGCUACACGGGACCUGGAGGAGGCGCGGGCCCUCUGAGGACACACUGUUGGGAGUGCAUGAGGGCAUCACUCCCAACCACGGCACAGGGAGCAUGCCACCCGGGUGAUACCAUUUUUAGACCUUAUUUACUGACUUCUUGUUAUGAAUGGGUAGAUUUUAGCUCUUUUACAGCCUAAUUUCUCCUCUUCAUCUUCUCAAUAUCAUGAGUUUUAAUCAACAAACAGUGUUUAUGGUAUUUUGAUGGAAUAAAUGCAGCCUAGAGCAAAG